UUGACAAUGAAGGAAAAAAGGGUGGCAGCGCUUGCGUUUGGAACUCACGUCACUUUUUAUGGAAUAAAUUUAAUUUUUAAACCCACUGUAAAGCAAAACACGGGAAUUUUUACUGAAAGAAAACUAGAAAAAUUGUAAAUCGCAACUGUUAGCCGAGUAUAAUACAGUGGAAAGAAUGAGCGAACCAUGGCCAGAAGAUGCUACUCUCUAUCAGCCAUAUGAGGCUGAACAGAUUCUAUUGCCUGAAAAUGCCAGUUGCUUGGCUGUGAAAGCGUACUUAAAAAUGUGCAAUCUUCCGUGCGAAGUGAGGUCGUGUGCCAAUGCAGAGUUUAUGUCUCCCGGCGGCAGAAUGACGAAAUUGCCCGUGCUGCGUGCUGGGGCCUUUGUCUUUGCCGAAUUCGAACCGAUAGUCAAUUUUGUCGAACAUAAAAGUGAAGCUAUUGGUCAGUGGUUGGAUGAAGAUGAAAAGGAUGAAAUGCGUACUUAUGUAUCGUUAACUGAACACAUAUUCACCAUGGCCGAGUUGUAUGUUAGUUUUGUAGUCGAUCGAGUUUACGAUGAUAUUACAGCACCCCGUAAUGGCUGUGUGUUUCCUUGGCCUUUAAAUAAAAUGCAAAACUUCUCGAAAAGGCGUCAUGCUUUAAAGCUCUUGAAAGUAUACCAGUGGGAUGAUAUGACCAUAGAGAAUGUCAUCGAAAAAGUUAAAAAGUGUUGUGAAAAUUUACAAAUGAAGCUGCUGGAGACCGAAGGACCCUUUUUCUAUGGAGAAGAGCCCUGUGAAUUGGAUGCUAUUGUUUUCGGUCAUUUGUUUUCUGUACUUACGAUAAACCUACCCAAUAUGGCUUUGGCCCAAACGGUGCAACAAUUUAAACCAUUGGUGCAAUUUUGUCGUUUAAUAGAUGAGAAAUAUUUUCAAAUGAAGUCCUUGUAAAUUAUUAAAAAAGAUAUGUCUGUGUUCUAUAUUGUCAAUCGGUACUAAUGUGAGAAGGAUUUGCUUGUUUUAUUAUUAAUUAUUUUAUUUUACUAGUUUUGUUAAUAAAUGAACAAAUACAUACAUAUGUAUGUAUAUGUAUUUUUUAAAUGACAAA
This is a messenger RNA of Calliphora vicina (urban bluebottle blowfly), 1088 nucleotides long. RefSeq names its product metaxin-2. The record is from RefSeq and is a predicted model, not a curated record. Gene Ontology annotation, cellular component: SAM complex; cytoplasm. The transcript has 2 exons. The coding region runs from base 176 to 931 and encodes 251 amino acids. Gene Ontology annotation, biological process: mitochondrion organization. NCBI's taxonomy places the organism in Eukaryota, Metazoa, Arthropoda, Insecta, Diptera, Calliphoridae.